Astyanax mexicanus (Mexican tetra) is the source of this 5309-nucleotide messenger RNA. It is a transcript of the gene foxj1a, whose product is annotated as forkhead box J1a. The coding region runs from base 225 to 1634 and encodes 469 amino acids. Gene Ontology annotation, molecular function: sequence-specific DNA binding; DNA-binding transcription factor activity. The transcript is spliced from 3 exons. Gene Ontology annotation, biological process: regulation of DNA-templated transcription. The record is from RefSeq and is a predicted model, not a curated record. Lineage: Eukaryota; Metazoa; Chordata; Actinopteri; Characiformes; Acestrorhamphidae.
GACAGCCCUCGUGCAGCAGGUAUUAAAGUGCCCCCCGGUCAGAGGGCCCCGGAGACCUGAAACUGCGCAGCGACGUCAUCUCACGGAAUUUCAGCGAGUCGUUAACUCAAGCUAACACGGAUAAAAACACCAUCUGCGGCCUUUUGGAUGAUUUUUUCGGUAAUUUCCAGUUAAUCAAAACAGGUUUUGGCUGGGGAGGUGCGGGGAGAGGUUAACAGAGGGCUAUGCUGUCCAUGAGCUGCGCAGACUCUUGGCCCGAGGGCUCUGUGGGGCUGGAGGAGCAGGUGGUGACAGCUGCUGCUCAGGUCGAAGAUCUGGACGAGAGCUCUUUGGCUUAUAGCAACUGCACCAGCUCAGACAACCUGGAUGAUAGCCUCACCAGCCUCCAGUGGCUGCAGGAGUUCUCUAUCCUCAAUGCUAGUGGAGGGCAACAUGUGUCUACCAGCAGCCAGCACCACAGCCCUUUCUUUGGGCAGCAGCUGGGAGCAGAAGCCCCUGCCUCUCCUCUAGCAGGCGACCCUGCAUCCAUAGGCAUGCCGCUGACCCCAGGUAAGCCCAUUGCGGCGUCCUUUUGCCGGGUGCCCUCCCUGUCGGCUUUGCCCAGCUUGGUGGCACAUGGCCACUGCCCAGACGAGGUAGACUACAAGACCAACCCUCACAUUAAGCCACCUUACUCAUACGCAACCCUGAUCUGCAUGGCCAUGCAAGCAAGCAAGAAAAGCAAAAUCACUCUCUCAUGCAUCUAUAAAUGGAUAACUGACAACUUCUGCUACUUCCGCCAUGCUGACCCCACCUGGCAGAAUUCAAUCCGACACAACCUCUCACUGAACAAGUGCUUCAUUAAGGUUCCGAGGCAGAAAGACGAGCCAGGAAAGGGAGGUUUCUGGAAGAUCGACCCCCAGUAUGCUGAGCGUCUACUCAGUGGGGCCUAUAAGAAGCGGAGGACACCUCCGGUACAGAUUAACCCAGCUCUUCAAAACCACCUCAGGAUGAACUCACAACCAACUGUGCCAACAAGUGUCCCAGGAGGACUCUGUGUUAGCGCUGAGUCCCAGCAGCUCCUGAAAGAGUUUGAGGAAGCCACUGGUGUUGACCAGAACUGGGACCCUCGUCUUGCCGAAGCCACAAUGUUUGGUUGCUGGGGCCCUGCAAAGGGCCACAAAAGAAAACAGCCAUAUGGGCAUAGAACUGGUGGUCCCAAAGCCUUGCGCCGCUCUAGCUCGCCAUUUCUGGCCAUAGAGGAACCAAAGGAUCUAGACUCCCUCAAGAGCAACUUUGACUGGGAUGCCCUGCUCGAUUCAGCACUGAAUGGGGAGUUGAGCCUGAAUGAAGGUGGCCCACUGAGUCCAAUCACAAGAGAAGAGGACCUCACCAUACAUGGCAUUCAUAUCAGCCCCCUUGAGGCCACCAAUGGCACUGCAGAGAGCAGUGUGCUGAUAGAAACGCAAAGAAGCAGCGAUGUAGACUUCGACGAGGAAACAUUCUUAGCCACAGAAUUUCUUCAGAGUCCAUGGACAGAGGAUGACGCAGUGAAUCGUCCAGACUUCCUCUCCAGUUCCACCAUUAGCCUUGAUCAGUUGUUUGAUCUCGGAGACUCACUUGACAUUAACUGUAAGAUUGAGUCUCUUCUGUAAAGAGUGGCUCUUGUCGAACCAUUCCCAGGAAAUGUUUUCAUGGACAGAGAGGGUUAAAUAAUGGUUUAUCCCAAAGAACUUUGGUUUCAUCUCAAAGAUAGCAUUUUAAAUAUGUGUCUGUUUCUUACUUUGAUUUUUAUGAUUAUGUUUUUUAUAUUUGGCACACCAAGUUGCCUACUUUUAUUAAACUAAGCACCACUGAUCAAAGGCCACUAGACAAUGACCAGCCAUGGAAUUACAAAUGAAGACAGCACAGGUAGAAAACGAGAAACAGGAUUGUGUUCGUUCACAGCUUGGAUGCUCAUGUUAUAAUUGCAUUUAAAGAUCCAGCAAUAAACAAACUUCUUAACAUUCUUAACAAGACUGACAGAAAACAAGAUUAAAUGUACAUGUCUAAUGUUUUAUUGUAAUUUUAUCACAAAACUAAAUAUGCAAAUAAACAUGCAUCACAAAUAUAGUGCUGAAUUGCUAUUACUAUACAUAUGUAUGUACUACAAUAUAGAAUGAACCUUCAGUAGUAGGGGCUUCUGGUAAGUGUUCUGAAUGUAUCCAGUUUUCAUAGUAUUGUAAAGUGGGUCUCUAGCAUCAUAUACUUACUUUUGUGCUACAUUGUUUUUAGGAGACUUGUCCAUGUUAACCUAUUUGAAGAAUAACUAAUAUCAGUAACAUUCCCUGUGUUUCUAAUAAGAGGAUUCAUACAAACCAGUUCUUAUAGCUAUAGUGGAUGAACUGUUUUUUGUUUUUUCGUUUAUGCUCUUAAUUCCACUAUACUGAUAAACUUGUUGUAGUAGUGCUGUUGUACAUACACAAUGGAUUCAAGAAUCCUAGAAUGUGAUUUUGUGAAGAGGGAAUAAUUACCUUAUACUGUGUAAAACUAAGUGGCAAAAUGUCCUGUCCCAAUUCAAAAGCUGUCUGGCUCCAGUUCUUCUUUGCUUACUUUGCUGUGUAAUUGUACUGUGAGUACUAUCAGAGUCUACAAAGUGAUUUCAUCAACCACUUUUAGGUUUUUAGCAUUUAGAGGUGCAUACCAAUGUUCAGGAAAUAUAUCUUACACUGAAAGAUAAAUAGGAGCUUGAACUACUAAUAAAUCAAUAUUUGGUUAGUCAAGAUAUGAGCUGGUCAUGUAACCUGAGUGAACGGUGGCAGACAUACAGGAGCAGUUUGCCAAACUGCGAUUAAACCUAGUCUUGAAGUACACAGCAAUUUAAGUUAUGAUUUUCAUUUGUAAGGGAAAACUAGUUUUCAACUAGGUUUAGUCCCUGCCUGAGAAACCAAUCCAUAUUGCUAUUGUCACAUAAAAAGAUGGAAUCUUUUUUCACUCUUUUGAAUUUGAAUCUGGAAUUUAUCUGGAAUUAUUUUUCUUGUAACUAUUUACACUAGUACCAGUUUGGCCAUUCUUUGUGGAUCUCUCUUAUCAUAUACUGUAUAGAAGGUGAGGUGGGCUCACUCAACAUUUUGACCUCACUAAACCUCAGGCAAUUAAAUCCUCAUCAGUGCUUCAAAAUCCAGUGUCUUCAUAUAAAUAAAGCAUCAUGUUUCAAAACUGUUUUGUAAAUGGUCAAGCGAGUAUCACACUUUGUCUACCAAUUAAGAUAAUCAGAGCUCUACAAGGUUUUUGGGAAACCGUAUCCAGGAUGGUCGCGUCUGAUUACCAGGUAAACAGAUACUGAGAUUUAAAAUGAACAUUUACACAUUCCAUGGGUUGUUUUUACAGAAUUUCUGUAUUAAUAUCCAGUUACUAAUAAGUAAGUUAAUGUGAUUUGGGACCUGCUUAUAGGACUAUAGCAGGAACAACAAAAAAUGUUUUUUUAAAGGACCAUACUGGUCUAUGGUAGAGAAGUCUACCAACACUUCUUUCCAGUCUUAGUGAGAGGACCCUGAUGUCUACAAUGCUAAUGCAGCCAUUUUAUUUAAUAUCCAAAACCAUUAGUAGCCGUUCACUGCUUUUAUAAAAUGUCAAUGAAAUACAAUAUAAAUUGUAAACUUUUAUUUCAAAUGAUUCAGUAGAUGUGGAUAGGUCUGAUUCAAUCUUAACCUUCCUCCAGUUGACAUUGGAGUCCUUCUGAGUAGUCUUUAGGGGUCUUGGUGGUCUCCCUCACUAGUCUCCUUUUUGUUUGGUCACUCAGUUUGUGAGGUCGGCUGCUCUUGGCAAAUUCACACAUGUGCCAUAUUCCUUUUAUUUCAGGAGAUGUUAAGUGACAUGGACUUUUGCAUCAACUUCCACAGAGUGUUCUUUUGACUUCCUGGUAUAUUCAUAGCCAUGAAUACUGACUAUCCAGUGACUGGAGCUUUCAGACAGGUGCAAAAUUAUAUUGCUAAAAUAUUGGUACAUCAGGGAAAUUUUUUUUUUUCUUUUAAAACACUGUAUAUGUUGUAUAAGGGAAUAAAAAAUAUUCUUUGUGCUUCUUAAAACUAUCACAAAACUAUAUAUAUCUGCAUGAUUUACUGUGGUAUCGAGGUCGGUGUCAGUAACUUACCUUUGGCACUCUUCUUGAAUCAGCAUAGUUCUGUCAUUCUGAAUUUGAUGAUGUCAUUGUUUGUCAGAGAGUGACGCAAAAGUCUACUUCAGGCAGUUUCUGGCAGUCCACACUAUCAGAAUCAAUCCGAAUUUGAGUCGGAGGUCUGAUCAUGGCCUUAAUAGAUUCUGACUAGUUAUCAUUAGUAUUUCUGUUAACAAUUCUGAUAGUAAGCUUCUUUAUGAUGAGUAUUUUAGUAAUCUUUUAAUAGACAGAAUAUUACACAUGGUUUUCAUGCUGUUAAAGCAAUAUCCACUGUGUCUUGUGAGUGCUCUGGCUGUAAUCUCUUUUCCUCUCUGUGUGUCUGCGCGUGAUUCUGUCUAGGCAGUGCUUUUAUUAUGCUGGGAAUCGUGUGUGAGUGAUUUACACAAGCUUGUUUUAGCUUGUCCUCUUAGGUGACUGUUUCUACUGGCUGUAAGUAGGGAGGCUGUGAGUGCUUUGUCUGUGUUCAGUCAAAUUCUUGCACCCCCUGGAGCUGCAGUCAGUCAUCCCCUCAGUGGGGCCAUGUGGGGUCUGAUGGGGACGAGCAUCCCACGCCCUCAUAUAUCACUGCGUUUCUACACCACACUAGCUCUGUCAAGUUGAGAAGGGAUUGGGGGUUUGGGUGAAGAGCAAUUGGCCUAAUGGAUCUACUCAUGCAUACAUGCAGUUUGUACCUCAUAAAAUGGUAUUUUGACAUUGUUGAACAGCAUGUUGUUAGCAUAUGCGAGUGACCCCCAACACCAUUCUCACUGCAACAGCACAAUGCUCUGAAUUAUUAGGAUUCCAAAGUUCAGGGCUCAGGGGGAAAGAUAUAUAUUUCAAACACUUCUUAUACAAUAUUGAAACUAAAUGCAUUUACUCAGUUACCUGUCGGAUGUGUUUUUGCCCUAUAAAUUGCUCAAACUAUUCAAGAAAAGGAACAUUUGUCUUGCUGAUAUGCUGAGCUGUGCUUUUUUUUUAAACACCCAGUCAAACUGUAAAGCAAUGCACCCUCAAAUACUCAGAAUUAUGCACAAACAAAAAGCCAUUUUACUUGUUAAAACAUUUAGGUUUUACUUAACAUGCAUGUGUUAAAAAUUAAAUACUUACGCAUUAAAACUAAAGUAAGACUCAAUGUAGAACCUAUUACUCUGUAUGAUUCUACUUGUGUUUAAUAAAAAUAGAAUACUGAAUGCUA